Molecule: messenger RNA, 1908 nt
Organism: Spinacia oleracea (spinach)
Lineage: Eukaryota; Viridiplantae; Streptophyta; Magnoliopsida; Caryophyllales; Amaranthaceae
Exons: 3
Coding region: 1-1908 (635 amino acids)
Source: RefSeq, a predicted model, not a curated record
AUGAUAUAUUGCACAAUUAAUGAUUUUCCUGCAUAUGGGAAUUUAUCCGAUCACGUCACAAAGGGUUAUAAAGCAUGCCCUAUUUGUGAAAAUGAUACAAAAGCAAUUCACUUAGAGAAAUGUAAUAAGAAGGUAUACAUGAGCACUAGGGUGUUUUUGCCUCUUAGUCAUCCCUAUCGCAGACUUCGAAAGGCAUUUGAUGGAAAACUUGAGCAUAGACCUGCCCAUAUUCCUCUAACAGGGAAGCAAGUAUAUGAACAGGUUAAAGACAUCAAUUGUGUAUUUGGAAAACCAUACAAAGCUACGACUGGCCAAGCUUGUUACAAAAAGAUGUCUAUAUUUUGGAACCUUCCAUACUGGGAACAUUUGGAUAACGUAUUUGAUAGUCUUAUUGGCACGCUUCUAAACAUACCAGGUAAAACAAAGGAUGGAAAAAAUGCAAGGGAUGACAUGGUUAAAUUGGGAAUUCGACCGGAGUUGGAAGCCGUAAAGAAGGGAAAACGCGAUUAUUUACCUCCAGCUUGUUACACUUUAUCUAAAAAGGAGAAAAGGGUCUUAUGUCGGUCCUUACAUGGCGUGAAGGUUCCUCACGGGUAUUCCUCCAAUAUCCAGAGGCUUGUUUCGAUGAAAGACUUGAAAUUAAUAGGCUUGAAAUCUCAUGACUGUCACACUUUAAUGCAAGAGAUUUUGCCGAUUGCAAUCAGGGUAAUUGAUCCUGGGAAGUUGUAUUCAUUGCAAGCACAGGUAGUUUUCACUUUAUGUGAACUUGAGAUGUAUUUUUCGCCUUCUUUUUUCGACAUUAUGGUGCAUCUAGUAGUUCAUUUAGUGAGAGAAGUCAAAUUAUGUUGUCCAGUUUACCUUAGGUACAUGUAUCCAUUUGAGCGCAAUAUGGGUGAUCUAAAAGGCUAUGUGAGGAAUCGAUCCCGACCUGAAGGUAGCAUAAUUGAGGGUUACUUGAGUGAUGAGGUCCUCGGAUAUUGUACCGAGCAUUUGGCAGAGCUUGAAAUGGUUGGGCUCCCUACGCCUCGCCAUGAUGAAGAUAGAAGAAAAGGAAAGGGCACAAUUGGGUGUCGAGUCAUCACCCUUAGCCCUGAAAAACUAGAUCAAGCGUACUUAUACAUAUUACAACAAUGUGCGGAGGUGCAUCCUUAUUUGGAAGAUCAUAUGGAGACUAUCAGAUUGGAAAAUCCUGGAAAAGGUGAAAAGGUUAUAAGAGAUGAACACAACCACACAUUCAUUAAGUGGUUUCAAAAGAAGGUGACUGACCAGUUACGACAUGCACCACAUGAUGUCACUGAUGUCAUUAAUAUGUUAGCAUUCGGCCCAAACGCUAACGUUAUAUCCUAUGAGGGCUAUGAUAUAAAUGGGUAUUGCUUCUACACCGAGAGAAAGGAUAAUACUAGUACCAUGCAGAACAGCGGUGUUUCUUUAGAAGCGUCCGGUCUGCAUUUUGCGAGUGCCAAGGACAAUAGACCACAACAUGCGAAGAUGUCAUACUAUGGAGUAAUUGAAGACAUAUUCGAACUUGAUUUCAGUGAGUUUAGAGUUCCUGUGUUUCAUUGCAAGUGGAUGGAAAUAAGCAAAGGGGUUAAAAUGGAUGAUUUAGGAUAUACAUCAGUAAAUUUUGGUAAAUUGGGUCACCAUGAUGAGCCAUUCAUAAUGGCAUCACAGGCAACACAAGUAUUUUACAUGAGCGAUCCAUCUGAAAAAUCAUGGUCGGUAGUUAUUCAAGGAAAGAGACAUGGUAUUGCGGUUUCUGACCUUGUGCCUGACGAAACAGAAUUUAAUGAAGUUGAUGAGAUUCCUACUUUUGCAAUGUAUCAAAAUACACCAGUUAGUGUAGACGACUUAACUGAACAUUAUUUGCGUGAUGAUCAUAAUGAAGGCGAAUGGGAUACACCGAAAUGA